AUGACUGAAUUCAUGCUUGCUCAAAUUCUGAUGGUCAACGUUGUAGCAAUAAAUAUCUUCACCACGAUGUUCUUCGGCACAAACUACUCUUUUGGCAAGUUUGAUAGCGGUAUACUUCUGUGGUCAUUUGGUGUUCCCUUCAUCGGCGCGUUGAUUGCUGCCAUACUUGAUCAGUUUGGACCGAUAGAAAUUGCAUGCUUUUUCGACGCUGUAAAUGGCAAGGUUGCAAGUUUGGUACUAAUUACGAUCCCCAUCACAGCAAUCAUGGUCGUCAACGUUCUGCUCUACAUUUUGACAUUCAUCAAGAUCCGUAUUGACGUGAGGGCUAUGAAACAAAGACUAGGCAAUAUUGCUUCAACAGCUGGUAGUCAUAUAAGGGCUGCCCGCAAUAUGUCUAUGUUUGUGGUGGCCUUCUUCGUCCAAUGGUCCAGCAUUGCUCUGAGUGGCGUUUGGUUAAUGUUUGCAGAUGAUAUAACCGAUAUACCGGAAGGUCUUAAAAUUAUCCUUGGAAUUUUUACCAACCUUGGCGGUGUUCUAAAUUUGAUCGUUUACCUCGCGGUAUUUAGGAAAACAAGGCCUAUGUCAAAUAUGGCUACAAGUAUGGAACCGCCAAAUUCACACACGGUCAGCGACAACAACAAAAAACCUGCUAAUAGCUCUGUGCAAGUUAAUGAAAAAUUCCAGUUUAACUAA
Molecule: messenger RNA, 693 nt
Organism: Mya arenaria
Lineage: Eukaryota; Metazoa; Mollusca; Bivalvia; Myida; Myidae
Exons: 2
Coding region: 1-693 (230 amino acids)
Biological process (GO): adenylate cyclase-activating G protein-coupled receptor signaling pathway
Cellular component (GO): plasma membrane
Molecular function (GO): G protein-coupled receptor activity
Source: RefSeq, a predicted model, not a curated record